Messenger RNA from Styela clava, 1737 nucleotides. The record is from RefSeq and is a predicted model, not a curated record. NCBI's taxonomy places the organism in Eukaryota, Metazoa, Chordata, Ascidiacea, Stolidobranchia, Styelidae.
UGUAGGUGGCAAGAAAACGACUACGCCCUCUGCUGUAGGUGUCAAGGAAACGACUUCGCCCUUUCUUUGUAGGUGUCAAAGAAACGACCACGCCCUCUGUUGUGGUUCAAAAAAACGACUACGCCCUCUGUCAUGGGUGUCAAGGAAACGACCACUACCCAGGUCGAUCUCACAUGUGAUUUUGAGUCCUCAACCAACCCUACAUGCGGCUACAAGAGAGUUAUUGGAACAUUUCAGAGAGAAUACAGAGAUAAUGAAGUUACAGGUUAUGUUCUUGCUGGUAAUGGUACACUCAGAUCCUUACCCAAGGCUUUGGCAGGCAAUGAGGAACUAUGCAUGAGUGUUGACAUAAAAGGGACAUCUGAUGGAGGAAUGGUGGCCAAGGCUCACAAUGGAACUGUAACGAAAGCAAUAUGGCCGUUUUCUGCCUCGACUACCUGGAUGACCGAGAAGUUCAUUUUAAAAAAAGUGAACUCUGCAGAUACCGAGGUCCGACUUGAGCUUGAGGCAUCCGGGAAUGUAGAGUUAGACAACAUAACAAUUUUGAACUCUUCCGAAUGUUAUGGUCUAAAAUGUGGUGUUGUCUAUAAUUCCAGUUGUUUUCAAGCGAUCGUUUAUGACGUGAAGAACGUCUCAUCAAGCGACGCUGAAUCUCUUUGCGAAAACAAACUAGCUAACAUUUAUGACGUCACACACUACAACUUGCUUCGAGAUUAUCUACGAUCAAUAAUUCCUGAUGGGCUUGCAGGAGUGUUUGUUCGUACGGGAAUGACUUACAAGAACGAUCAGCUGUAUUCCACAAUGGGCCAAGCUAUGUUUCUGCCAACUGAGGUUUGGUAUCCUGAUCAUCCGUCUUCCCAUGCAACGUACACAAUUGUUGUUGUUCUUGUCAAACGAAACCAGGAAGACAAAUAUCAAGGGAUUUUUAAUAAUUCUCCUUCCCAACAUUAUAACGGAGCCAUUUGUGAAAAUGAGUUAUAAUUCUGUCUAUUGAAUGAUUGAAUAUUGAAUGAACAAAACUGUAAAAUUACUUGAAUUUAAGAGUAAUUGUUAUUAACGCUAGUAAUUAAACUUCAACUUACUAUUUUCACAGUUGAACAAGCAUAUGCUCCUGUAAUGCCGCAUUUUAAUUCAUAAUAUUCGUUAGCCACACAUGCAGCUUAAUUUACACCCCAAGUUACUAUUUCCACGGCCCACAGUUGAACAAGCAUAUGAAGUAAAUAGAUUCUGCAUGCGGUAUAUAACCCACAUAUGGGAUACAGUUGAGGUGUAGGGUAACAACUUAUACCUUGUAUAAGACGGUUAAUUUACUGACACUUUUACUUGAUGAAUGCAUAUAGAACGUCAUGAUGAUAGAGUUUGUGUAAAAUCCUGAGGUGUUUCAAAUCCUCACUCUGAACAUGGCUCUGUACAGAACUCACUCAUACCUGGAAAACUAAGAAUCGUUUGUUUUGGCUCCGCUCGAACGUGAUACAUAGGUCACAAUGAGCCUGAGAUACAUAGGUCACAAUCGGCCUAUUGAAAGGUUGUAUGUUUGCAUGGUAUUUGGUGACCAUGUUCUCUUAUUCACUCUACACAAUCAAUUUGACUGAAAUCAAACCUGAAGCCUAUAUAUUGAACCGAUGUGAUUUAAUGCUCACUCAUUAAAAUUGUUUGUCGGCCGUUUUUGGGUAGGAAUUUCAAUAAAAAUGCCUUAAUUAAUAAAUUUCUACCUAGCAAACUAUUUUUUAUUUUUUA